AUGGAUUUUAGUAAGAUUAUGGUAAUUAAAAUAUUUUCUAAGAACACUGUUUCUUUCAGAAAUAACUUAUUAUUAUGUCAUAGAUAUUUUCACUUUAUCUCUAAUCACCAGAGAUCACUUUUAAGCAAUACGUUUAUUCCAAGUGAUACUUUUUGUCAGAAUUCAGGAAAAAAAGAGACGGGUCAUGAUCUUUUAAUUAAAGCAGGAUUUUUGCGCCAAUCAUCACCAGGAAUAUACACAAUUUUGCCAUUAGCAUUAAGAGUUCAAGAAAAAAUAGAAAAAAUUAUUGAUAAAUUUUUAUAUAAAAUUAACGCAUCUAAGGUAUCUCUUCCAAAUCUUUUGACAUCUAGUUUAUGGAAAAAAACAAAAAGAUGGGAACUGUUAGGAAAAGAGCUUUUUAAACUCAAAAAUAGAAAAGGAAUAGAAUACUGUCUUUCUCCUACUCAUGAAGAAGAAAUAACGAAUUUAGUUGCUAAAGAAAUAUUAAGCUGGAGACAUUUGCCUUUAAAACUAUAUCAAACAGGAAAGAAAUUUAGAGAUGAGAUUAGGCCAAGAAGGGGUUUAUUGAGAGGAUGUGAAUUUAUUAUGAACGAUUUAUAUACAUUUGAUAAGUCUAAACAAGAUGCUAUUCAAACUUAUGAAUUGAUAUGUAAUACAUAUAAACAAUUUUUUUCUGAACUUGAAUUACCUGUAAUUAUGGCUGAAGCUAACAGUGGAAAUAUUGGAGGAUAUCUUUCUCAUGAAUUUCAUAUUCUGUUUCCGUCGGGUGAAGAUUCUCUUAUAAUGUGUCAAUCUUGUGGAUAUGUUUCAAAUGAAGAAUUUGCACUUAUUAAGCAGAAACAUCAAAUACCGUUUAAACUGGAGAAUUGCAAUUGCUUUUAUAUUAAAAACAUGGACAAUAUGAUUAUAGGAAUUGCAUAUAUACCUUCUUAUUGUGAAAUUAAUACAGUAUUUAUCAAUAGAAUUAUGAAAAAUGUAACUUCAGAAAUAAUAAUUACAACGCUUAAAGAUAAUACAAAUUAUGAAAUUGAUGAUUAUUACAAAAACGAAAUUAUUCAUAUUCUUGAUACAAAUUUUAAUCCUGAUUCUUUUAUAUAUCCAAGUUAUUUAAAAAAAUUCAAAAAUAAAUUAAUAACAGCUUUUAUAAUUAAAGCAAAAGAAAAUGAUCUAUGCUAUAAGUGUUCUCAACCAUUGAAAUCUGAAAAAAGUAUAGAGUUAGCACAUACGUUUUAUCUUGGUACAAAAUAUUCAUCAAUUUUAUCUGCAACAUAUGUUUCCGAGGAAAAUAAGGAUGUUUUGCCAAUUGAAAUGGGAUGUUAUGGAAUGGGUGUCUCAAGGAUACUUUCUUCUCUUGCAGAAAUAAAUAAGGAUGAUAAAGGCCUUGUUUGGCCAACAUCUGUUGCGCCUUGGAAAGCAGUAAUUAUAUCAUCAUUAGAUUCAGACCAUAUAUUAUAUAAAGUAUAUGAUAUAAUUGUUUGUUAUUUUGAAGAAGAUUCUAUUAUUAUAGAUGAUAGGAAAAAUAAAGGGUUUGUAUGGAAAAUGAAGGAUUCUGAUUUAAUAGGAUUUCCAUAUAUUAUAAUUAUAGGAAAACAUUGGAAAGAAACAGGUGAAUUAGAAGUUCAAGUAAGAAAAACGGGUGAAAAAGUUUUUGUUAAACCCGAAAAUAUUAAAAGUAUUAUACGAUAG
Molecule: messenger RNA, 1686 nt
Organism: Pneumocystis jirovecii RU7
Lineage: Eukaryota; Fungi; Ascomycota; Pneumocystomycetes; Pneumocystales; Pneumocystaceae
Product: proline-tRNA ligase
Exons: 11
Coding region: 1-1686 (561 amino acids)
Biological process (GO): prolyl-tRNA aminoacylation
Cellular component (GO): mitochondrion; cytoplasm
Molecular function (GO): proline-tRNA ligase activity; ATP binding
Source: RefSeq, a predicted model, not a curated record